Messenger RNA from Schistosoma guineensis, 2878 nucleotides. The record is from the annotation of a GenBank genome assembly. Lineage: Eukaryota; Metazoa; Platyhelminthes; Trematoda; Strigeidida; Schistosomatidae.
GGACAAAUUACAGACAGCGCAAUGUGUAAAUCAUCAAGGUCAAUCAUCGCAUUGGUUCUAUUGAGAUUUUGGUUGGCCCCACGAGUGCUCCGGUUUAGCGUUGCUUCGCUUUACAGAGUGACGCGUACAUCCUAAAAUCUUACUGCUCAGUCGUUAUUCAAUACGUUAUUUUGUGUUAACCAUUAACAAAGUUUGGUUUUUAUGAAAUUUUUUAUAAACAACAUCCAACAUGACAGAACAACUAGACAUAACGUUUAACUAUGCCAGCACCAAAAUCGCACAAGGACUAGUAGAGCUUUCCAAAUAAUAUAAUAAUAAUAGUUGUUCUCUCAUGUUGUUGUCUAAACGUCCUCAAAUGGUCUACAUCACUACAUAAGUUUUUUACACUAAUAGAUAAGUGAAAUAACUCAAACCGACAACUUUUAGUUAUAAUGGAUGUUAACUCUCUACAAGUAAAUUUAGGUUUUCCAUGGGAAUCAUUAUUUUUGCAAGUGCUAGUGUAUAAGUUCCCAUUCAAGAACAGAUAUUAUAUGUAUGCAUACACCUCCUGUUCUAGAUUAAGUCUGUCAAUGCACUGAUAACGUUCAACGUUAUUCAGGAAAAUAAGUAUGUUAGACCCUACUUGGUGUUUAGAUGGACAUCCACGGAAAAGAUAAUCAACAAUAGUUGAGCGGAGUUUAACGAUGACCAUUAAUGAAUUGUUCCUCAAGUUUUAAAAUAGGAUACCUAACCCAUUAUUUUACCAUAGUUGAAUCCUCUUGGCUCCCCAAGUUGUGAUUAUCAGUUGUUAGUUUUAUGUUCAUCUGAAGCGCAGUUAUCCCUCCUUUAUUUCUGAGCUACCUUACCCAACCUCCUAUCAUCACCUUUCAAACUAUUGCAUAACUAAUACCUAAAGCUCUUGGCACCUGUGUUACUAAUUCAAGGUUUCUUUCUCACUUGACUUUACUUGGUAUGGUUGGUCUUUAGAAUGAUAAGUAACCAUUCACUAGUGAGUUUUGGUGAUAUACCUUCUCUGACGGUAUAAGUAACGAUACGUGACUAUUCUCUAAAACUAAAUGCGCAUGAUUAUUUUCGAAAAAUAAAACUAAAAUUGAGUAUUGGUGGAACAGUUCUUAAUUUUAGUCGAAGGAACCUCCCCAUUGAAACCAAACGCGUCUUUCAGUAACAUUCUCAGUAUUCUUCCACAAUGGGCGUUAUAAUAAUUAGACUUGGGACUUAUCGUUAUAAACUUAUUCGUGAUGAGCAUUAGUCGUAGGACCAGGCACAUAUAUGCGUCGGUCCAAGUUGCCAUACCUCGUUAUCGCAAUAAUAUGAACACCAAUCAUAACUUUGUGAACAAGGCAUCUAAUCGACGAAAUCUGUUCACGAACAUAAUAAGCUGAUUUUAUAUUUCCCAACUUACGCUAGACACUUUAAUUCCUCAUGCAGUAUUCAAGUCAAAUAGGAUAAGCGUCUGCUUUUAUUUAUAGACCGGCGACAGUUUUUUUUCGAUAUUUUAUCACUUAAUAAUGCUAUUUCAACCAAUUAUUGGUUAUUCCUGUUCACAGCAGUGUCAUGUCCAAGGGUUUCAUCGACAAACUUCGUAUUUUUGUCAGAGCUGGUAGUGGGGCUGCAGGUAGUCCACCAAUUAAAGGCCGGGGAGGGAAUGGUGGGAGUGUAUUUCUAGAAGCCGAUGAAAAUCAAACACUCCAAAAUCUGUUUAUGGCUAACCCGACGAAACGUUUCAUGGCUGGACAUGGAACAGAGGCAAGUAAACGUCGUGGUUUAGUUGCUGGUCUAGAUGGUGAAGAUUUGACUAUUCGUGUUCCUGCUGGAAUAACUGUAUUAUUUGGAGGUCAAGGGACAUCAUCAUCUAAUGGAUCAGAACAACGAAUACUUGGAAAUUUGGAUCAAGUCGGUCAAAAAUUACUUGUAGCACAAGGUGGUAUAGGUGGAUUUCACCAAAAUGGGUAUAUUGGCUCACCGGGUCAAGCUCACAGUAUCGUCUUAGACUUAAAGCUUAUGGCUGAUUACAGUUUGAUUGGAUUUCCUAACGCUGGUAAAUCCAGUUUAUUAAAAGCUUUAUCUGGUGCACCUGCAAAAAUUGCCAGUUAUCCUUUCACUACAAUCAAACCACAAGUUGCCAAAUGCAUAUACUCAGAUCAUCGUAAGAUAAGUAUAGCAGAUUUACCAGGUCUUGCUGAUAUUUAUGCUCAGUAUGAUGCACAAAUAAAUCAAAAUAACAAUGAUCAAUCUGAUUCAAAGGCAUCUUUACCGAGUUUAAGACAUACGAACUUUUUAAAACAUGUUGAACGUAGUUCAUGCAUACUUCUUGUGUUAGAUUCACUUGGAUUUUGUAAAGAUCAAUUUAGUUCUAGACGUAAUGCAUUAGCUGUUGCUUAUUUAGUUUUAAAUCAAAUGGAACGAUGGUCUAAUGGUUUACUUCUUGAAAAACCAAUGGCUUGUAUUUUGAAUAAAAUUGAUACUACCGGUGCAAUGGAUGAAGCUUUAGAAACAAAAUAUUGGCUUGAACGUAUGGAUUCAUCUGAAGCAAAACAACAUUCACAGCUUCCUCCGAAGUUGUUACCUAGUCUGACACCCAAAUUUGAAUCGAUCGAACUGGUCUCUGCUUUGCGUCACACAAAUAUACCCGAAUUGAAAGAGUCAUUGCGCAACUGGCUUGAUCAAAUUGAAUUAAGAAAGCGUAAAGACAACACAACUGUACAAAUAAAAUUACAACAAACAAAAGAAAAAAGAUUCCUAAGUGACAUCCAACCAACCUACUACUAAGGUCUUUUUUAUUCAUUUCUUUGGUUUCUUCUGUUUCAUAUCUGCACUACUUUCGUUACUUGUGUGUGCAUUUGAUUAACUGUAUAUAGAAAUGAAUUUUUGUAUUCCA